AUGGCCUUUCGUAUCGGCAGGACUUCGAGAGUAAUUCACGCUGCUUCUCCUCGCAGAGAUCGCUGGAAAGACUGGCAGAAGUACCGUGGAUCGGUGUUCUACUUUAUGGGCGUCUGGGGUGUAGACGAACUCAAGGCACUUGCAAGCAAGAUAAAGUCAAGCAGCUACUUGACCUUGCUUCUAGAGGCACAAAUCUCCAAUACCAUCGCAGGCGCAGCUACUGCUUUUGCUACAGACCCCAUGCAUGCCUUCAGCAAUGUCCUCACAAUGGACAUGGGCAGUGUUCACUCUUCCAUUGUUUGGAUGCGCCCGGAAACUAAGCAUGGUUUGAUCAUCUCUCGACGUGCCUGUCAAGCAUUUGUGCCUCACCUUACCGAGGUCGUCGAGCAGCUACACAGAGCCUUCUGUGUACCAACUGCAGCUCAGCGAGUCGCAUCCUUCCAGCAACUCUCCUGGCAUGCCGGUUCACGCAGUAUUGCGGGUGACUUAUUGGAAGGUUACGUGCACAUGUCUCUGACGGCUGGUGGCAACCAUUUCGACUGGUUCACACGGCCUACCAAAGCGGGUGGACAGCUGACUCCAGUUGCACACCCAAAUGUCGCUGCGCAUAUAAAGUCCGCCCAGGUUCCAUUUUACUUUUGCCCGGAUAAGGCGGGCUAUGCUGGUAUUGAUGGUGCUCUUUGCACUGAAGAUUGUGUAUAUGCGAUGCAGUCGACCCUUGAUUGGGAACAUGAAUCCACUCAGGCGGUGCUGGAAAAGCUAAGUAGCGAGCUAGCGCCCGAGAAUAAUUAA
This is a messenger RNA of Fibroporia radiculosa, 792 nucleotides long. RefSeq lists its product as uncharacterized. The transcript is spliced from 3 exons. The coding region runs from base 1 to 792 and encodes 263 amino acids. Lineage: Eukaryota; Fungi; Basidiomycota; Agaricomycetes; Polyporales; Fibroporiaceae. The record is from RefSeq and is a predicted model, not a curated record.